Puntigrus tetrazona (Sumatra barb) is the source of this 690-nucleotide messenger RNA. RefSeq names its product somatolactin-like. Gene Ontology annotation, molecular function: growth hormone receptor binding; growth hormone activity. Gene Ontology annotation, biological process: animal organ development; positive regulation of tyrosine phosphorylation of STAT protein; growth hormone receptor signaling pathway. The transcript has 5 exons. The coding region runs from base 1 to 690 and encodes 229 amino acids. Gene Ontology annotation, cellular component: extracellular region. Lineage: Eukaryota; Metazoa; Chordata; Actinopteri; Cypriniformes; Cyprinidae. The record is from RefSeq and is a predicted model, not a curated record.
AUGAAGAAAACUACAGUUCUACAGAUCUGCGUGGUGUUUGUGCUGUGCUCACCACAGGCCGGGACAGGAUCUCCCGUGGACUGUCCAGACCAAGAUACGGCAGGAACGUCCUGCACCAUCUCACUAGAGAAGCUCCUGGAACGAGCCGUUCAACACGCAGAGCUCAUUUACCGCGUCUCAGAGGAGUCCAAGAUGCUGUUUGAUGAGAUGCUCAUUUCAUACGGCGUGAAUCUGCAUGUUCCCGAAGGGACUAUGUGUGCUCCGAAAACGGUGCCGGUUCCUAUGUCUAAAAGUGAAAUCCAACAGAUUUCUGACAAAUGGAUCCUUCACUCACUCCUGAUUCUUGCCCAGUUCUGGAUUGAUCCUCUGGUAGAAGUACAGGCUUCUCUUGAGAAUUAUGAGAACGUCCCAAGCGCCCUGCUUACCAGAAGCAAAUGGAUGUCUACCAAACUAACGAGCCUUGAACAGGGUAUAAUGGUUCUCAUUAGACAGAUAAUGGGUGAAGAUGGUUUGGCACUGGAGGUAACUGCAGAGACAUCUGAACGCUUUUUGUCUUCUAAUACGCUUGAAGCGGUGAGAAGAGAUUACAGUGUUAUCUACUGCUUCAGGAAAGAUGCGCACAAGAUGCAGACUUUCCUCAAACUGUUGAAGUGCCGCCAGAUCGAUAAAGAGAAUUGCUCCCUUUUUUAA